UAUGUUUCUUCUACGUGUAUGUAUUUAAUAUACAUAGAUAUUCAUAUCUAAUAAUGUAUAUAUGUAUUGUUAUACCAUUAGUUGUCUAUAUACAUUGCGUGUGCAUCAAUCUCCUGAAAGUCUAAGUACAUGUGUAGGAGAUAUGCAUAAAUGCAUUCAUAUAGUCAUGAGUCAUGACUGUCGAAUUUUGCUAACAGAUAAUCAGAAGAUUUUCAAAGUAGUUGCAUUAAGCUUACUGUGUUUUCUUGACAUUUGAGGAGAAGGGGUCUUAGAUCUGGUUCCUGAUGAGACUUGUGCUGAUUAAACUAUUGCUCUUUGUAUCCAGUCUUACUCAUUCGUCUGUUUAACUUCUCAUUUUUGGCAUAUAGAGAAGGGCUGCAUAAGUUGCUGCUGACGGAGCUUGUACUGCUGUCAAACGGGGAACUUGGAUAACCCUUUCACUCGACCAAAAGCUUUCAUUCACGCUUGAUUCUGCUGCACUAGUAUGACGAAAGCAAAAGAGCUACCGGAUCCAGCCCUGACCAGUGAGAAGAAAUUGGUAAUCCCAGUAGGACCCAGGUUUCAGGUUGAUGUUGAUGUUCCAGAUUGGGCCAACUCUCCGAAUAAGGGAACUCCAGUUGUAGCAGCAGAUAAUGCAUUAAGAGCUUCUAUUCCAUCAAUGGAGGAAAUGGUAUGCAAGUAUAAAAAGGAGGAAUCUGAUACUUCAAAAUGGCUUGGUACACUGGUAUGGCCAACAGACGACAACCUAGAAAACAAGGAAGUUAACGAGGCAUUGGUUGGGAAAGGGAGAAACGAACAUUGUUCUUGUAGGUCCCCUGGAUCUUUCGAGUGUGUUAAAAGACACAUUAAAGAAGAAAGCAUGAAGUUGAAGUCUGAACUGGAGACAGCCUUCAAUGUCUGGAAGUUUGAUGAAAUGGGAGGAGAAGUUUCCCAGUUGUGGAACACUAAGGACCAAAAAAAGUUCAGGUCCCUCGUUAAGACCGGUCUGUCUAAAGGCAAAAGCUUCAUGAAACCAGCAUUAGCAUCUUUUCCUUCCAAGAAUAGGCAAAGCAUUGUCAACUAUUACUUCAAUGUUCACAUUCCUCAGCGUAUCAGGUCAAAUGGUAUAACAAUUAACACCGAUGAUGAAGAUGAAGAAGAGGAAGAAGAUGAGGAAGAGGAGGUCACUGCUCCCAGACAUUCUCGUAAAAGGAAUCGAGCAAACAAAGGUGUCUCUACUAGUUCUAAAUCUCUGAAGACAAAGUACCUAAGUGGUCGACGAUGACACCAGAAGUAUCAAUAUACAUUCUUUUUUAGUUGUCAUAGAAAUGGAAUAUACAGAGAGAAAUGUAUUUUAUCACUCAAUCCAGGGAGAGUUUUGGGAUGGGGUUCACAUUUUAUACAUAGGUUUUAAAGUCAAGAAAAGGUGACAUUUUUUGGAUAUUGAUGCAAUGUAUUGAGGUCUGAUAGGAUCGCACAAAAAAACUAUACAUAAAUACAUUGAUAUCUGGAUUUGAGAGGAUAUUGCUUCUUCUGUUUCCUUCAUAAAGGAACAAUAUGGCUUCUUACAUCCAGCUUCAUACAUUGUCUUUUAUCUCUC
Molecule: messenger RNA, 1579 nt
Organism: Solanum tuberosum (potato)
Lineage: Eukaryota; Viridiplantae; Streptophyta; Magnoliopsida; Solanales; Solanaceae
Product: AT-rich interactive domain-containing protein 2-like
Exons: 2
Coding region: 485-1264 (259 amino acids)
Source: RefSeq, a predicted model, not a curated record